Molecule: messenger RNA, 472 nt
Organism: Homalodisca vitripennis (glassy-winged sharpshooter)
Lineage: Eukaryota; Metazoa; Arthropoda; Insecta; Hemiptera; Cicadellidae
Exons: 2
Coding region: 99-407 (102 amino acids)
Source: RefSeq, a predicted model, not a curated record
UGGGGAAACAUCUGAGCUACAAGAAAGACAAGCAAACAUUUGUUAUCAUACGACACUUACACGUACGGCUAUAUAACAGACUCAAAGCUAACCUCAGUAUGUGUUAUCAUAUUAACAUGCUGUGUCUCAAAGUAUUUCUUUUCGUUUGCCUGGCAGUGGCUCUGGCAAGUCCCUUGGAAGAUGUAGAGGUCGAGGACUCGGACAGACCACUGGUACGCACAAGGAGGUACAUCACCUGUGACAGCACGUGGUCCUGUGAGGACUGCAACACGCGAAAGUUCUGUCAGGAGGCCUGGUGGACCACUUACGUCGUCUACUACCAGUGUCCCACGUGGUCACCUUACUGCAGGGCGUCGGCCACCGGGGUCCAGUGUUCCACCAACGGCACAGUUGGCUGCACUGGCUAACAUGCCCUACAAAUGUAUUUUAAGCUAAAUAUUGUAAAAUAAAUGUUUUGAUUGUUUUUGAAAAA